Ostertagia ostertagi is the source of this 1629-nucleotide messenger RNA. Lineage: Eukaryota; Metazoa; Nematoda; Chromadorea; Rhabditida; Trichostrongylidae. The record is from the annotation of a GenBank genome assembly.
AUGGGAAACCUCAAUGACCCGUAUUCGACAACGACGAGACGAGCCGAAAAUGGACGUGAAAUUGCGCCCGCUAUAGGACUCAAGUCGGUAGCCGACACUAGUGGCUAUCCCGGAUUUGGGUGCACCGAGCCAUGUCGGGAAAGCUUCACCGACGUCAUUUCCUGUAAAGAUACCGUCUGCAAAGAUACGGCAGAAAACAAUGUGUGCGAAAAGUCAUGCGACUAUCUGCAGCGCAUUUUCACAGAAAAGCCUGGCGCUUGUCCGAAAUUCGCCAAUCAGUCCAACUAUGAAUGCACAGCGCUGUGCCAUCUCGACGGCGACUGCCCAGAAACGGGAAAAUGCUGCUCGUAUGGUUGCAGUCGACAGUGCGCGCUCCCGAAAGGACGAGAUCCACGACUGUUGCCCAUACCGAGCUCGAUUUCCGUUCAGGAACGGAAGAGGAAACGCCGUGAACAAAACGCCGCCAACUCAAAUCUCUACGUGGUUCAAUGGCGAUGGGGUCUGCAACCGGACGGUGAGAGCAUGACCGAAUGGCAAACCGUCACUGUGCGAAACAAGCCAUAUGCGAUUCUGAAGCAUCUACUGUCACCUGGUCGUUAUUAUCAGUUCCGAGUCGGCGCCGUCAGCGUCCAUGGAAGCCUUGGGUUCAGCCAGCCAUCGCAGCCCUUCAAACUUUCAAAAGAGGCUCGGGCUCCAUCAUCGCCACGUGACAUAUCCCUGGCGCUUCCGAGCUGUAAACAACCCCUCCCUAUUUGCGCCUUUGGAAUCAACAUAGUUCAAUGGACACCGCAGCCAGCGGACGACUACCAUCACGAAUUAUACAAGGUGUCAUUUCAGCUUUCAUGGGCCGUGUCAUCCGCUUCCGAAGCGAAUGCUUUUGAAGAAAUGAUGCGACGACGUGCCACGCUCACUACCCACGAGAAAAGAAGUCUUGAUGAAGAAGAAGAGGCCUGGGGUAUCGAUGGACGGGAUCGUCACUCCGUGAUCGUUCCCAGUCACACCACCCAAUCUGAGCUCUCUGGACUGUUCCCGAAUUCUGUCUAUAUUGUUGAGAUACACGCUUCGGUGGAUUCAAGCGAAGGUGAACUGCACGGUGAGAAGGGCAUCAUUUUCGUGCGAACGCUGAAUGCCACCACAUCGCAGAUUCUCAAGGAGCCUCCAAUCGACGAAACUGGUUUCGACCUAGCCGUGCCGACGACUUCUUCCGAUGAGGACGAUGAUGCUAAUGUUGAUAUCCAGACUCCAUUCUACGACGGAGAGCUGCAGACCUCAGUGAGUUGGAUCAAUUCGGCUGUUUGUUCACCGGAGAAGAAAACAUUUGUGGUGAAGGCGAAGCGUGGAACUUGCAGAGAAUAUCAGCUCAAUCAACAUUCGGACACAACCGUCCACGAACUACGCGUCACUGAAUGUUCGGCAACCAUUCGUGGCUUGACGUUUGAUUGCGACUAUUCGCUGGAGAUCACGGAAGUUGGCAAUGCUAAGACAAUCCUCACCGGCAGCUUCUCAACGGACCCGUGCGAUUCCACGCCCUCAAGCGGUGCUGUUCCCUGUCUCUCGCUUGCUACGCCCGUCUUCUGCAUCGUUCACACCACCGUUUCCUGCCACUGGCCCGAGUUACACCCUAGAUGA